Labrus bergylta (ballan wrasse) is the source of this 716-nucleotide messenger RNA. It is a transcript of the gene fgf17, whose product is annotated as fibroblast growth factor 17. Gene Ontology annotation, cellular component: cytoplasm. NCBI's taxonomy places the organism in Eukaryota, Metazoa, Chordata, Actinopteri, Labriformes, Labridae. Gene Ontology annotation, biological process: regulation of cell migration; positive regulation of gene expression; cell differentiation. The record is from RefSeq and is a predicted model, not a curated record. Gene Ontology annotation, molecular function: fibroblast growth factor receptor binding; growth factor activity.
AUGUAUGGAAUAAACCAGCGCUGUAUUUACAUAUCGUUUCAUUUUUUCGUGCUGUGGUGCCAUGCUCAGGGGGAGAAUCACCCGUCUCCUAAUUUUAAGCAGUAUGUGAGGACGCAGGGCGCAGUGACGGACCAGCUGAGCCGCAGACAGGUCCGGGUGUACCAGCUCUACAGCCGCACCAGCGGGAAACACGUCCAGAUUCAGGGCAAAAGGGUCACCGCCACAGCUGAGGAUGGAAACCUGUACGCUCGUCUGUUCGUGGAGACGGACACGUUUGGCAGCCGAGUGAGGAUAAGAGGUGCAGAGAGCGGGCGCUACCUCUGCAUGAACCGGAAGGGGAAACUUGUGGGAAAGCCCAACGGCCGGAGCAGGGACUGCAUCUUCACAGAGAAAGUGCUGGAAAACAAUUACACAGCCUUCCAGAAUGCCAAGUAUGAGGGCUGGUAUGUGGCGUUCACCAGGAAAGGGAGGCCCAUCAAAGCCUCGAGGACGAGGGAGAACCAGAGAGAGGUCCACUUCAUCAAGAGGCUGCACACGGGCCCGCCUCCCUUCCCCAACACGGACCAAAGCAAACACUUUGAGUUCAUCCGAUUUCCAUCCACACGUCGCGCGAAGCGGAACAGGAAAUCACGUACCUCUUCCUAACACGCAGAGACAGCAAAGGACUGAUGACAGAACUGUGAUAUAUGGAAGAAACAGAUGCAGUUUUAUUUUUG